GUUUUUCAUCAUUAUAUUUUACCUAACUCGGUUAACCCCAUAGAGAAAAACUUGUUAUUUAAUUUGUUUUUGUAAAACAUAAAUGUGUUUGUGACAUGUGGCUUAUUUCAUUGAUGCAAGGUUUGACACGUUGAGUUCUUUGCUAUUUAUCUUCCUUGGUAUCCCGCAGGCAGUAAUGUCAAGAAGUUCAAGAAUGGCGUCUUUGCAACUCCUCACACUCCUCUUUUUCUUCUUCUUCACUGUUUCAAAAUCCAUCGAUGUCUCGAAGCCUCAUGCAGCAGAAUCAUUUGAUAUCAAUCUCAUUCAGAAUUUCGGAAGCUGUAGGUACACAGUGAUCAUCAGGACGAGUUGUUCCUCACCUAGGUACACGAGAGACCAGAUCAGCCUCUCUUUCGGGGAUGGCUACAGAAAUCAGGUAUACGCACCUAGGCUUGACGACCCAGGGUCGAGAGCAUUUGAGCGAUGUUCAUCAGAUACAUAUGAGAUAAAUGGACCAUGUGUACGCCAGAUCUGCUACGUAUAUGUUCACAGGUCUGGUCCAGAUGGUUGGGUUCCAGAGAGUGUUCAAAUAUUCAGUCAUAGCUCCAAAGCAGUCACUUUCACUUUCAACACGCAUGUCCCUGAAAGCAUAUGGUUUGGUCAUAAUUACUGCAACACCAUCUAACCCUACCUUCCGGUCUCAUCAAACUCCUAAUACUUGAAAGGCUUGCUACGUUGCUUUAAUUUUAAUGUCUCUCUUAUGUAAAUUAAAUGUCUAGUAUCGAACCAUUUUUUGUUUGUUUUGCUUCUUCUUCUCGUAUGUUUUUACUGGUGAGUGAGACUUCUAUGUUAAUAUUAAAAUAUGGAUAGCUCUUUAUACA
Messenger RNA from Brassica rapa (field mustard), 860 nucleotides. Its product is annotated as embryo-specific protein ATS3B. Gene Ontology annotation, molecular function: protein binding. The record is from RefSeq and is a predicted model, not a curated record. Lineage: Eukaryota; Viridiplantae; Streptophyta; Magnoliopsida; Brassicales; Brassicaceae.